AGAUGCAGUUGCAAUGGACCUUAACAUCCUCUGCGGAUACAAACGGAGACACGUCCACCGCCACCCACCACCACCUCCCUCCUCCACCCCUCUCCAAUUCUCUCUCACAUACUGAAUUUCUUCAUUGAUUUCUUCUAUACACCUCUGAAUUUCCGAUCAUUCGUCGAAACAAUUACACGAUGCGGUCGUUAUUGCGAUUUAAGCAGCUCAAAAUUUCAACAACGGUUGGUUCUAUCCAAGGCACGUGUUAUUCUUCACACAGGUUAGGUUUUGGUAUUAGGAAUAUUGUCACGAGCUGUAGAGCGGUGGUUUUGCCGCGGUUCGGUGGUGCUGGUGUUCUUGAAGUACGAGAUAAUGUCCGUGUUCCUGAUCUUAAGCCGAAUGAGGUACUCGUUCGAGCUCGCGCCGUUUCGGUUAAUCCUCUCGAUACAAGGAUGCGAGCAGGCUAUGGCCGUUCCCUAUUUGAAUCGCUUCUUCCAUUGGUUUUGGGCCGUGAUGUUAGUGGUGAAGUUGCUGCAGUUGGAGGGUCUGUUCAGACUCUUAAUGUUGGGCAGGAAGUUUUUGGUGCGCUGCAUCCAACAGCUGUGAGAGGUACUUAUGCUGAUUAUGCUAUUCUUGCAGAAGAUCAGCUUACACCAAAACCAUCGACAAUCUCGCACGUGGAAGCAUGCGCAAUUCCUUUUGCUGCUCUGACAGCAUGGCGUGCUCUUAAAAGUACUGCAAGGAUAAGUAAGGGACAGAGGGUACUAGUGGUGGGUGGAGGAGGAGCUGUAGGUUACUCUGCAGUUCAGCUAGCCGUUGCAGCAGGUUGUGCGGUUUCAGCUACAUGUGAAAGAGAAAGCAUAGAUCGUCUUUUGGCAGCUGGUGCCGAACAGGCAGUCGACUAUACCGCUGAGGAUCUGGAAGUGAUCUUGAAAGGGCAAUACAAUGCUGUAUUAGACACAAUUGGUAUAGACCCAACGGAACGACUGGGCAUCAAUUUGUUAAAAAGAGGCGGACAUUACAUGACACUGCAGGGGGAGUCUGCGUCAUUGGCUGAUAGGUACGGUCUGGCUGUUGGCCUUCCUACAGCCACCGCCAUUUUGCUGAAGAAACAACUUCAAUAUCGAUAUUCUCAUGGAAUAGAAUAUUGGUGGACAUACAUGAGGACGGAUGCAGAAGGUCUAGACGAGAUUCGCAGGCUGACUGAAGCUGGGAAGCUGAAGGUACCUGUACAAAAGACAUUCCCAAUUACACAAGUUCGAGAGGCACACGAUGCUAAAGACACCAAGAUAAUACCUGGUAAAGUUGUUCUCGAAAUCGACUGAUAUUUAAACUCCCAUUUCUAAGAAUUAGUUCAUGCAAAAUAAGACAUUCGUUUCCCAAUAUAUAUGCAAUAAUUUACAACCCUUUUGUUGUAUGAAUCCUGGGGUUUGAUUAUAUUUAUGGGUAGAAUAGCAUAGCAUGCCAUUGUAAGAGUACCUCCAACAUAUACAGAGGUGAAUUGUCCAAGUGUAGUUGAUGUAGGACUCUUACACGCCCCCUCACCGGAGCUAGAUGGGCACUUAUUUUCCCAAAGGGGGCCAGGCUAGUACAGAUUGCCCCAAGGUGUCGAGUCUCUAGAGUAGUAGACUUUGGCUCUGAUACCAUGAAAGAGUAUGUGGAACCCAUUAGAUACUCUUCAAAAGAGCCCUUGAAGAGAGAAAUGAAGUUCAAACAUAUAUGAAGGAGAAUUGGUCGAUGUAGAGACUCUUACAAAUCCAUCACAGGUAAAUGGAAAAUUGGA
Molecule: messenger RNA, 1765 nt
Organism: Cynara cardunculus var. scolymus (artichoke)
Lineage: Eukaryota; Viridiplantae; Streptophyta; Magnoliopsida; Asterales; Asteraceae
Product: reticulon-4-interacting protein 1, mitochondrial
Exons: 7
Coding region: 180-1307 (375 amino acids)
Molecular function (GO): oxidoreductase activity
Source: RefSeq, a predicted model, not a curated record